AUGGCGCCAGCCCGCUUUCUCCUCCUCCUCGCGCUCUGCGUGAGUGUGGCUGUGGGAGAAGAAGCAAAGGAGAAGAAGAAGAUCGACACAACUAUCGGUAUUGAUCUCGGCACGACUUACUCCUGUGUGGGAGUGUACAAGAACGGCAAGGUAGAGAUCAUUGCCAACGACCAGGGCAACCGCAUCACUCCAUCCUACGUUGCCUUCAGUGGAGAUGAGCGUCUGGUCGGAGACGCUGCUAAGAACCAGGCAGCUUUGAACCCCGAGAACACCAUCUUCGACAUCAAGAGGUUGAUCGGCCGUGCUUAUGGCGACAAGACUGUGCAGCAUGACAAGAAGCUGCUGCCGUACAAGAUCGUCGAUCGCGAGGGAAAGCCCUUUGUUGAGGUCUCCUACAUGGGAGGAAAGAAAGUCUUCAGCCCCGAGGAGAUCUCUGCUGUGAUCUUGACGAAGAUGAAGGAGACCGCAGAGGCCUACAUGGGCCGUGAGCUCAAGAAUGCUGUGAUCACGGUUCCCGCCUACUUCACGGAUGCUCAGAGACAGGCGACGAAGGAUGCAGGAACCAUCUCAGGCCUCAACGUUCUCCGCAUCAUCAACGAGCCAACGGCUGCAGCCAUCGCCUACGGUCUGGACAACAAGGGAUCUGGGGAGCAGUACAUCCUUGUGUUCGACCUUGGAGGAGGGACCUUCGACGUGUCGCUCCUCACCAUCGACAAUGGAGUGUUUGAGGUUAUGGCAACCAGCGGAGACACUCACUUGGGAGGAGAGGACUUCGACCGCAGGGUGAUCGACUACAUCCUCGGAGUGUUCAAGAAGAAGAGCGGGAAGGAUGCCUCCAAGGACAAGAAGGCAAUCCAGAAGCUCCGCAGGGAGGUCGAGAGGACCAAGAGGCAGCUCUCGAACACCCACUCUAAGAGGAUUGAGAUCGAGGCCUUCUUCGACGGCGCCGACCUCUCUGAGACGCUGACCCGCGCCAAGUUCGAGGAGCUCUGCCUCGAUCUCUUCAAGAGCACUGUCAACCCAGUCAGGAAGGUGCUCUCCGACUCCGGCCUCGAGAAGAGCCAGAUCGACCAGAUCGUGCUCGUCGGAGGCUCGACGCGUAUCCCCAAGAUCCAGGAGCUCCUCCAAGAGUUCUUCGAUGGCAAGGAGCUGAACAAGGGGAUCAACCCCGACGAGGCCGUUGCCUACGGUGCCGCUGUGCAAGGAGGUAUCCUGUCUGGAGAGGGAGGCAAGGAAACCCAGGACCUCCUGCUCCUCGACGUGACGCCCUUGACUCUGGGUAUCGAGACUGAAGGAGGAGUGCUUACGAAGCUGAUCGAGAGGAACACUGUCAUCCCUACCAAGAAGACUGACAGCUUCACCACCACUUCGGACAACCAGGCUGUUGUCAACAUCGCCGUGUACGAGGGUGAGAGGACGAUGGUGCGAGAUUGCCACAAGCUCGGGCAGUUCGACAUCACUGGCAUCCCUCCCGCUCCCCGUGGGACCCCGCAGAUCGACGUAACGUUCGAGAUCGACGCCAACGGCAUCCUGGUGGUGUCGGCGAUCGAGAAGGGAACGGGCAAGCAGGAGAAGAUCACGAUCAAGAACGACAAGGGGCGUCUGAGCGAGGAGCAGAUUGACAAGAUGGUGAAGGAGGCUGAGGCCUACGCCGAGCAGGACAAGAAGAUCAGGGAGAAGAUCCAGGCCAAGACCUCGUAUGAGGCGUACUUGGCCAACAUCAGGAGCACCAUCGACGACAAGGAGCGAGUGGCAGGCAAGCUCUCCGACGAGGACAUGGAGGCUGUGGAGGACGCGCUGAAGCAGGGGAACAAGUGGCUGAGGCAGGAGGGAAACACUGCGGAGGCGGACGAGAUCCAAGACCAUCAGAAGCACAUCGAGAAGAUCGUCAACCCCAUCUUCGCCAAGCUCUACGGAGCAGCCGGAGGACGGAGAGCAAGCGAGGAUGAGGAUCUCUCCAUGGAUGACCACGGGGAGUUGUAAGCCUGUUGGCUGUCCGAGCAUCGGAAGAGGAGGAGGAAGGAAGAGCGCCCGCGCGCAGCUGCAGUCUGUGUCGUAUGCGAGCUUAGGGAUUAUGAAUGAAGGGAAACUUGUUGG
Molecule: messenger RNA, 2097 nt
Organism: Guillardia theta CCMP2712
Lineage: Eukaryota; Cryptophyceae; Pyrenomonadales; Geminigeraceae
Gene: HSP70er.2
Product: heat shock protein 70, ER luminal
Exons: 6
Coding region: 1-1983 (660 amino acids)
Biological process (GO): cellular response to unfolded protein; protein refolding; endoplasmic reticulum unfolded protein response
Cellular component (GO): cytoplasm; endoplasmic reticulum lumen; endoplasmic reticulum chaperone complex
Molecular function (GO): ATP binding; ATP hydrolysis activity; heat shock protein binding
Source: RefSeq, a predicted model, not a curated record